CUUGUUAUUUCUUGUAAUUUUUUUCGGAUUAAAGGAGAAGAUAUACCAACAGUUGCCGGAAGUUCGAUGGUGUACAUGUACUAAUAACGAAAAGAAAUGUCAGUCUCGGAUGUCGAACCAAUUCAUUUCUAUAUAAAACGGCACAAAAAGAAACUCACCUGGCAAUCAGUUGUGAACCCGUUUACAAAACAGGUUUGGUUGGCCUUGAUCUUUACCAUUACAAUCUUUGGAUUAAUAUUCCGGAAAUUCGUGAAAGACAAUAAAGGAGAACCAUGGACUUUAAGGAGAACGUAUUGGUAUCUGAUGUCAACGUUAAUGUCUCAAGGAGUCGACAGCAACAACGUGAAUCGUUUAUCUUCUAGAAUAGCAUUUGGCAUCUGGUUGCUUAUGACAGCAGUCUUGAUCUGGGGUUACGCCGGAAUAUUGACGUCAUUUAUGGCCUUACAAACUGAUGAACCGGUUCCGAACACGUUUGACGAAUUAGCAGAAGGCAUUGAAAGACGAGAAUAUACAUGUGUACUGAUUCCGCAUGUUUACUUAGAUCGAUAUUUAAAGGUAAGUUUGCUUGUUUUGUUAUGUCUCAAGGCAGAAAGAGGAAGACUUAUUCAUCGACUAUACGGUAGAGAACACAAAGUAGACGUAGAAGGAGUAGUUAAGGUCAGGAGGAGGAAGUUACCGAAUUACUGCAAGAUUCGGAUUCUGAUGUAUCGGAAAGUGUUCGUUUAUUAUUACGUAUGCAUGCUGCUCUUAAUGGCAAGGUGGAGGAUUUUAUAA
This is a messenger RNA of Centruroides sculpturatus (bark scorpion), 774 nucleotides long. RefSeq lists its product as uncharacterized. Gene Ontology annotation, molecular function: ligand-gated monoatomic ion channel activity. The transcript is spliced from 5 exons. Bases 97 to 774 code for a protein of 225 amino acids. Lineage: Eukaryota; Metazoa; Arthropoda; Arachnida; Scorpiones; Buthidae. Gene Ontology annotation, cellular component: membrane. The record is from RefSeq and is a predicted model, not a curated record.